Messenger RNA from Branchiostoma floridae (Florida lancelet), 1308 nucleotides. RefSeq lists its product as uncharacterized. Bases 34 to 1308 code for a protein of 424 amino acids. The record is from RefSeq and is a predicted model, not a curated record. NCBI's taxonomy places the organism in Eukaryota, Metazoa, Chordata, Leptocardii, Amphioxiformes, Branchiostomatidae. The transcript is spliced from 4 exons.
CAGUGGUUCGUGUGGUUGUGGAGGUUUAUAGACAUGCCCAGGCGAAAGGGACAAACUGGAAGCGAGUACGACAGAAAUCGUUGGUGCGCGCAUUGUAGCGACCUCAUCCCAAAAUCGACAUACUACGACCAUGUCAGAAGGUACGGGGAUGAUGCCUGUGGGAACGGCGAUCAGCCUUGCACAAAGAGGCAAAAGUUAGCUGGAGCAACAGUUGAAGUAUCUCAGGACUUGAUGUCAGGUGACCCCAGCCUAUCCUCAGAGUCAGAUGUGGAUGACACAAGCACCCCCCAAGUGAUGUCAGAACUGAGAAAGCAGUCACACCUUCCUGAUAAAGUGGCGAACUCUGAUGCACAAGACUGCAGUACUAGUAGUCAACAGGACAUGGAAACAGAGGACAAUGGACAAGCAACAGAGGGGUCUUCUGGGAACUCUGACUCUGAGUCAGACUGUGAGAAAGAGGACAAAGAGGAUACUGAAAUAUGGAGUGAUGCUGAGAUGGAAGAAGAUACGCUGGACUUUCAACGUGGCACAGACAUGGAGGACAUCAAUGAUGCAGGCCAAACAGAAUCAAACAUGUUUAUGCCUCUAAUCUGUUUAUUGUUGCUACUGCUAGCCAAGUGGAAGUCAGUUUUCACAAUAUCAGAUUCAGCUGUAGAGGUACUUUUGAAGAUUAUUGGGAGUAUUUUGAUGGCCAUAGGAACGACACUGUGUAUGGAAACUCUGAAGAGCAUUGCUUUGGCUAUACCAAGAACCAUAUAUAUGUUUAGAAAGAAACUAGGUCUGGAUAGAAAUGAUUUUGAUCGCUAUGUUGUCUGCCCUGUUUGUGAUUCUGUGUAUCCAGUUGAGGAUGCAGUAGUAACUAUUCGUGAUGGCAACGGUAGAAUUGUAAGAAAAAAAUCAGCUAAAUGUUCUCAUGUUGAGUUUCCUAGGCAUAAGCAGAGAAAGUUUCGAAAGCCAUGUGGAACCAUUUUGAUGAAGACUGUCCUUGGUAAACAUCAAAAAGAAUUCCUAUAUCCCAAACGUACAUUCUGUUAUCGCAGUGUAGUAAAGUCCCUUGAGGACAUGUUGCAGAGGCCAGACUUUAUUGAGGCCUGUGAAGCAUGGAGAAAUAGAAGUACACAACAUGGAACUUACACAGAUGUGUUUGAUGGUCAAAUCUGGAAAGACUUCCAAGUGGUCGAUGGUGAACCAUUUCUUGCUGAGCCAUGUAACUUGGCUCUUAUGUUAAAUGUAGACUGGUUUCAGCCUUAUGGUUUCAGCCUUACAAGAACAUCAAAGAGUCCAUUGGCAUUAUGUAUUUGUCUGUAA